Protopterus annectens (West African lungfish) is the source of this 4559-nucleotide messenger RNA. It is a transcript of the gene DPP10, whose product is annotated as dipeptidyl peptidase like 10. Gene Ontology annotation, molecular function: dipeptidyl-peptidase activity; serine-type peptidase activity. The coding region runs from base 1634 to 4027 and encodes 797 amino acids. The transcript is spliced from 26 exons. The record is from RefSeq and is a predicted model, not a curated record. Gene Ontology annotation, biological process: proteolysis. Lineage: Eukaryota; Metazoa; Chordata; Ceratodontiformes; Protopteridae.
UCUAUACUUAUACAAAAUUAAAAUAUGCUAUCUGUAGGGCACUGAAUAACAUAGGUAGUAUUAGAAGAAAUAACUAAAAUAUAAAAUGCAAAUGAUGAUUGUUUUUGGCUUAAAAUGCUAAAUUACAGAAAUAGCUCAUAUUUUCCAAUACAGCAUGCACAUUUAGCAUUUUGUAGUAUUUCCUGGGAAAAGGAAAGCAGUUGGUAGUCCAUCUGCACUUGCAAAGAAUUAAGUUUUUGACAGAGAAAAGAAUCACUUGUUUAGAGACCAGAGUAUUCUAAAACAUUCAAGUCCAUCAGCUAUCAUAUAUGCACAUGUAUAUGCCUUUAAGAAUGGGGUCAAGAAACCCAGAGUGUAAUUUCACCCUGUUUUAAUGAAUCAGUUUGUUUAUUUGUUCCUUUCUAAUGCCUCACUAUAGCAACAUGCUUAGCUGCUUAGUAAUGAAAUUAUUAACUGCGUAGCCUGAUUUGAUUUCUUGACUUAUGAAAGUCAUGUGAGUAUAUCAUGAAGAUAGCGCAGAUUAUGCUUGGCAAAUCUAAUGAGAAGAACCUGUUUCUUAACAAGCAAUUUCAGAGUGCUAGCCACAGUUUAGUGCCCCUGGGAACUUAAAUAUUGCAGUAAUAAAGUACAUCCCUCUCAGAAAAGCAAAAUCAGGUCUGUCGCUGUUUGUUCCAUCAUCUGCAGGCAGCAUAUUAAAGACACGGCAUACAGUUAGAGCAUUCAUUUCUUGUUCUAUGAGAUGCAUUUGCUUCUAGGUCUCCCGUCCUAGCUGUUUUGGAUCCAUCCCUUAGGGAAUACAAUACGUUAUACAUCAGGUAUAUGUUAGUGAAUGUAUAUCCAUUUACAAUGUUGCAGUUCAUUUAGUUAGCUGGAUACGCCUUGUUCUCGGAUGAUUUCUUUCUAGAAGAUUAUUUAAAUGACGUUUCUUGUAGUCACCUCUUUUGUAUAUGCGGUAGCCUCCUGAAGCCUGAAAGCAGGCUACGCUGACUGCAGUCAGUUGCCACUGGACUAUUCGUCCACACUGGUAAUUGUCCUAAAUUAGCUAGAGCGCUGUGACUCAAACACAUCAGCAGGUGACCACUUAAGCUGGACCUCCUCCUCAUCACCAUCAGGGUGACUUGGUUUCUCCCAGCUGAGGAGGGAAACAAUAACUGCCAGGUUGAUUUUGCUCCAGAUGUGGAAACACUGAGGAAGACAAUCGGAUCGUGGUAGUUGCUACCUGCUUCUACAAUGCUUACCUUCUGGGACAAGCGAGAGUGAGCACCGUCUCUGCCUCACUGAACAGACUGCAGUAUGAUUUUUGCACUUAUUUCCUGGAAGUGUGUGAGGGGCAAGACUGGGGUAACUUAUUCUGGAGUGCCAGUAGCUGCAUAAUUCCCCUGAGCCUUUGAUUUACAUCAUCCUUGGAAUGUAUGUGCAUGUGUGCGCUACAAUUUUACACCUCCUGUUCUAAAAGAAAGGGAUUAUUACAGUGAAACCGAAGGACCGGAGUUACUUGUAUUGCUUAUACAAUUUGUCUCUAGCUCCUCUUACUUCAGAAAAUAAAGACCGGAAAAAGCCUGGCAUGCAGAAGGUGCCAAGUUAAUUCAGAGAGACAGAAGUGUUAAAAAGGAAGUGAUCCAAAAUAGUCAUCAUGACAGCCACCAAGGAGCAGCUCAAUGCUAUCAGAGGAAGCCAGAUUCCACCAGAGCAGGAUGUUGGAGGAAGCAGUCCUCAGCAAAGAAACUGGAAAGGAAUAGCCAUUGCAUUACUGGUCAUUAUAGCUGUAUGUUCGCUUAUCACAAUGUCAGUCAUCCUUUUAACGCCAGAUGAAUCUUCACAUUUAAUGGAAAGCAGCUUAUGUCUAGAGGAUCUAUUUAAGAAGAAUUUUACAGUGCAUGAUCCGGGUGCCAAGUGGAUUAGUGAUACAGAAGUCGUAUAUAGAAAUCAGGACGGACGUGUUCUCAAACUGAAUGUGGAAAGAAAUGAGACUACAGUUCUGCUUCCAAACAACACUUUUGCAACCUUUAAAGCUACAAAAUAUGCAGUUUCCCCAGAUUUGAAGUACGUUCUUCUUGCUUAUGAUGUCAAAGAGGUCUUUCAUUACUCAUACACUGCAUCAUAUGUAAUCUACAAUAUCCAAACAAGGGAAGUUUGGGAAUUAAAUCCUCCAGAAGUACCAAAUGCAGUAUUGCAGUAUGCAGCAUGGGGGAUUCAGGGACAACAGUUGAUUUACAUUUUUGAAAAUAAUAUUUACUAUAAGCAAGAUGUAAAAAGCAGUUCUCUGAGACUCACAUCCUCUGGAAAAGAAGGGAUUGUUUUUAAUGGAAUUGCUGACUGGUUAUAUGAAGAGGAAUUGUUACACUCCCAUGUUACUCACUGGUGGUCUCCAGAUGGUGAACGAUUGGCGUUUCUUAUGAUUAAUGAUUCUCUUGUACCAAACAUGGACAUUACACAUUUUACUGGUGCUGUAUAUCCUAAAGGAAAGCGUUAUCCAUACCCUAAGGCAGGUCAAGCUAAUCCUACCGUAAAGCUCUACGUAGUGAACUUGUACGGACCAACUCAUACACUGGAGCUAAUGCCACCUGAAAACUUUAAAUCCAGGGAAUACUACAUAACAAUGGUAAAAUGGGUGGGCAACACAAGGACUGCAGUACGGUGGUUAAACAGAUUUCAGAAUCUCUCAGUCCUGACCAUCUGUGAAACAACAACAGGAGCAUGCUCAAAAAAGCAUGAAAUGGUAUCUGACCUAUGGCUGGAUAAUCAGAAUGAAGAACCAAUAUUUUCCAAAGAUAACAGCAAAUUUUUUAUGACUGUUCCAGUAAAACAAGGAGGUAGUGGAGAAUUUCAUCAUAUCGCCAUGUUUACAUACAAGGCUAAAAGUGAACAAAUCAGUGUCCGGCACCUAACAUCAGGAAACUGGGAAGUCACCAGAAUUUUGGCUUAUGAUGAAGAUCUUCAGAAACUUUAUUUUCUAAGUACUGAAGAUUCUUCAAGAGGAAGACACCUAUACAGUGUAUCAACAGAUGGGUUAUUAAACCGCCAAUGCCACUCAUGCAAUCUCAAUAACAGUCACUGUACAUAUUUCAGCACUGAAUUCAGUCCACGUAAUCAGUAUUUCCUCCUGAACUGCAAAGGCCCUGCUGUUCCAUCUGUCUCUGUACAUAGUGCAAGUGAUAUAAGAACAUUUUUUACAUUAGAGAACAACACUGUUUUAAAAGAAGAAUUGAAAUCCAAAAAAACUUUGAAAACUGAAAUCAAGAUAGUGGAACUAGAAGACUAUGAAUUUCCUCUACAGUUAUCUAUACCAGCAGACUUUUCAGAAAGUAAUUCAUAUCCUGUCCUGUUUAUUGUGGAUGGCGCUCCAGGAAGUCAGACGGUUACAGAUAAGUUUCACAUUGACUGGGAUACUGUGCUUGUCACUUCUAAUGAUGUCAUUGUUGCUCGGUUUGAUGGCAGGGGCAGUGGUUUCCAUGGGCUAAAAGUCUUGCAGGAAGUCCAUCGAAGCUUGGGAACAGUGGAAGUGAAAGAUCAUAUAGCAGCACUUCAAUCUUUAUUAAAUCUACCAUAUAUUGAUCAAAAUCGGCUUGCUAUAUAUGGGAAGGGAUAUGGUGGAUAUCUAACCUUGAUGAUCCUUAAAGCAACAGACAGAUUAUUUAAAUGUGGAGCUGCUAUGGCACCUAUCAUAGACUUUAAGCUGUAUGCUUCAGCAUUUUCAGAACGUUACCUUGGCUUUCCAUUGAAAGAAGAAAACUUGUAUCAGGUAUCUGGUGUACUACACAAUAUCCGAGGACUAAAGGAUGACAGAUUCUUAAUACUUCAUGGUACAGCUGAUGCAAAUGUCCAUUUCCAACAUUCAGCAGAAUUAAUAAAACACUUAAUGAAAGCUGGGAUGAAUUACACCAUGCAGAUCUAUCCUGAUGAGAGUCAUUACUUCCUGUCUGAAAAAAGCAAACACCAUCUCUGCAGUACAGUCCUGCACUAUUUCAGAGAAUGUCUAAAAGAAGAAUUUGUUGUAUUAAGACAGGAGCCUGAAGAAGAUGAAUAAAUUAAACUGCGUAAAGAAGUGGAUUUUAUUGUUUGGUGACUGUGACUCCGUGGCAGCAGUACAUUUCUGAAAUGUAACACAGACUGUUGGAAUACAGCAUCUACAGAAAACCAAGGCCUAUUAGAGGAUAAAUGUGGAACAGCACAUUACAGUCAGUGGGCUAGUAAUCUCUUGUAGCCCAGAUGUAGCUCUCAGUGAACUGACUUUUUGAAGGUUUAUCAGUUUGUUACUUUCUAUGACCUGUUUUAUUUGCUUUUAAGUAGAGAAAUGCAUGUUUAUUCUGUUGAACAUUGUUUGCUGUGUAAAUAACUGCUCUAGAUUUCAUUUAUAUAUAUAUAUAUAUAUUUGUUGAUUUCAAAUCAAUGCACAAACAUAAUUAAGUAGCAGUGGCUCUAUUCUUUUACUGGUAAAAUGCAGUGUAACACUUUUACUGUGACACAAAAAGUGCAAUUCUGUCUACUAAGCAUAUUAAAACACUAUUCAGUACAUAAAGGCAGUAUUUUCUACAAUAAAAUAUCUCUAUUUAAUCAUU